AUGAAGGUGGAAGAGAAGAGCUGUGAAGAAAACGUUCAGCAGAACGAGCGGCUGUGUCUCCUUGAGAAACAGCUUCAAUGCCUGAAGCAUCGCCUACGUCGUCCGGGCUCCGACGAGAUCAUGAAGCACUACAGGAGUGUCCAGGAAGACCUUUCUGCCCAGAUCAACGGCUUAAAGAUGAAGAAAUCCACGGAUGCUACCAGUGAGUGCUCCACACGGGCGAGCCGAUCUUGGUCUCUCCUCUCCUUCUUCACAUCAGAGGAGGCAGAACCUGAGGAGGCUCAAGAUGUUUUCAGUGUCUAA
This is a messenger RNA of Cladocopium goreaui, 303 nucleotides long. NCBI's taxonomy places the organism in Eukaryota, Dinophyceae, Suessiales, Symbiodiniaceae. The record is from the annotation of a GenBank genome assembly.